Messenger RNA from Opisthorchis viverrini, 216 nucleotides. RefSeq lists its product as hypothetical. NCBI's taxonomy places the organism in Eukaryota, Metazoa, Platyhelminthes, Trematoda, Opisthorchiida, Opisthorchiidae. The record is from RefSeq and is a predicted model, not a curated record. The annotation marks the transcript as partial. The transcript has a single exon.
AUGUCGGCACUUGUCGACUGUCCAGAACUGCAGCUUCCGGAUGACGAUGACUCUGAUACAGAAGACGAAUAUUUGGAUUCGAGCAACCUUUUAUUUCAGUCUGAGGCUCCUGUCGAUAUCAUAUCAGCUGGUAUCGAUGUGCAACCCACUGAUGUUGUGAAACAAAUCCUAGCCGAAGCUGGUCUUUCGGUUGGUAUCACAGAUCCUCCCUCAUCG